Mucor mucedo is the source of this 830-nucleotide messenger RNA. Its product is annotated as ras-like protein 1. NCBI's taxonomy places the organism in Eukaryota, Fungi, Mucoromycota, Mucoromycetes, Mucorales, Mucoraceae. Bases 80 to 691 code for a protein of 203 amino acids. Gene Ontology annotation, molecular function: GTPase activity; GTP binding; GDP binding. Gene Ontology annotation, cellular component: plasma membrane. The transcript has 4 exons. Gene Ontology annotation, biological process: signal transduction. The record is from RefSeq and is a predicted model, not a curated record.
AUCUUUCUUCACUCUUUCUUUUUUUUUUUUUUCUUCUUCUUAUAACAAUCCCGGACUUUUUUUUAAAAAAAAACUUUAAAUGUCUAAAGCCUCUUCUUUUGUACGUGAAUAUAAGUUGGUUAUGGUUGGUGGUGGAGGUGUUGGUAAAUCAGCCUUAACUAUCCAGUUUAUUCAAUCACACUUUGUUGAUGAAUAUGAUCCCACUAUCGAAGAUUCAUAUCGUAAGCAAUGUGUUAUCGAUUCAGAAACAGCCUUAUUGGAUGUACUCGAUACAGCUGGUCAAGAAGAAUACAGUGCUAUGCGUGAACAAUAUAUGAGAAAUGGUGAAGGAUUUUUACUAGUCUAUUCUAUUACUUCUCGCUUGUCAUUUGAAGAAAUUACAACAUUUUAUCAACAAAUCUGUCGUGUUAAAGAUCGUGAUUACUUCCCAAUGGUAUUAGUCGGAAACAAGUGUGAUUUAGAAGCUGAUAGACAAGUAUCGAGUCAAGAAGGAAGAGACUUGGCAAAGAAUUUUGGAUGUCAAUUUAUUGAAACCUCUGCAAAGCAAAGAAUUCAUGUCGAUGAAGCCUUUUUUGAAGUUGUUCGUGACAUUCGUAGAUAUAACAAAGAACAGGAGACACGGGGGCAUGAUCAAUUUGGUAUCCAAGAUGCUCCUGAUGUUGCUUCUGAUAAAUGUUGUAUUUUGAUGUAAAAUCCUCCUCUUUUUUUUUUUCUUUUAAUUACUAAUUUACUUACUACUACUAUUAUUUAUUCCCUUAUGUUAUUCUUUAUUCAUGCCCCCUUCCUACCUUCUUUUUUUAUUAAAAUCAAAUAUAAUGUAACAACAGUAA